GCAGGAGCCUGUCCUGUUUGCAGUGCCUUAUUUAUUUGAACCUGCUCCUUAAAGUUUUGAAAGCGGUCUAAUCACAUUCUCCUCUCAGCUAAAAGUGUAGUCUGGAGUUACGUCAGACACAGGGGGGAAACUGCACGACAAGCAAAUAAGCGUCUAAGAAGAUUUGCAGGCAUUACUGCUAAACCUGUGUGAGACUGCUCGGUGCUCAACGAUCAAUGUAUUUAAAAAAAACUUUACUGUACACUUGUCAAUAUGUGGUAAGUUAUUUGUUUGAAAGUUUCAGCUGUGGAUCUUGCAACUUGUUCAUUUCUGCGUGACAGAUACAAGUACAACAAAGGAUUUUAUAUGUAUGGAUAAUGAACGGACAAAUGUGGCAUCCAUAACGACUGUGUGCUAACCUUUUUCUAUUGAUUGGUAUGAAAUAUAUAUUUUAAAUAGAUUUAUACAUUUAAAAAAAAAUACAACAUGCCUCAUACUCGGACUAGGAACCCGAGCCCGAUACCCGAAGUGACAUGGGACUCUGGACUGAAAGAAAUGAACGAGACCUGGAAGGGUGCGGUAGCCUGUCUUGGUGUGGCUAUCUUCUUUAUUAUGACUAUUGGGAUCAUUUAUUGGCAAGUGGUCGAUCAACCCAGUAAGAACUGGAUCCUCAAAGGGAGCUUCAGCGGGCUGAUCUGGGAUAGGAGGACCCAUUCCCUUAUCAUACAGACACUGACAGAGGACAAGACCUUCGUGGAAAUCGACGUGGGGAACUUCCCUGCCUUGGAGGUGUCGUUUGUGAAGAACUUGUGCUGGCUCAACAAGACCGAGUUCUGUUACACAUGGGACUCCAUCGCAGACCUGAAAAUCUCCUUAGAAUCUGAAUACUCUCCUGGAACAGAAUGCUACAGCAUCCAAUGGAUACCUCUGCAUUGCCAAGUGGAUUUUAAGGAUUGCUUUUCAAUGGAUAAUAUUUCCUGGUACGGAGGAGCAGGCGUACGCACACAGAACUGGCCUAUUAACAAUGUGAAUAUUGCCUUGCAACCUUUUGUUGUGAGCAACCUGAGAAACAACCCCACAGGUUUCGGAUCAGUCUUAGAAAGAUACUUUUUGGGAUCAUCAGGUGUGGCUUUGUUCAUAGCUCAGGAUAUCCCAGUGCACAUUUCCAUUGACAGUCGGAAGCACUUUUGCUUGCAGACCCCCCUCAGCACUGAACUGGUGCCACUGCAGUACAUGGUGUGUGUCGGUAACAACAUCAAAACUGUCCACCAAGAGGUGGGGAGCCAGCUCUCAGAGCUCCCGAGAGAGCUGCCAAACACACACAUUUUACGGUUACCUUUCUGGAAGCUGUUGGCAAAUGCAGAUUCAGGAGCAAAGGUGGAACGAGAGUUAAGAACAUUCUUCAACCGAUUAAAAAGACACAAACUGGAGGAAGGUGUUAUUAGUAUCAAUGAACAUUCCACAACAAUACUUUCUGACAUGGACCAUGAAUCUUUCUACGGCAGGAAAAAAAGUACUUUGAGACACAUCAGGGACCUCCCACAUGUUAAACUUCUAAACAUUUCCAUUACUUUAUCUCCAUACACAAGCGUUGAUACAAGGCAAUUCCAAACCUCACUGCAAGAGGGACGAGAAGACUACUGGCUCAGCCUUCCCUCCAAAACAGAUGGGUAUCUGGCUCCACUGCUCACCAAAUGGAAAGGAAAGUUUUCUGUGAAGUUGAACAUAACGAAUCAUGCUGCAGUGAACUGGUUUCUGGACAAGGUGAGCAGCUUGCAGGCGAAGCUGGGGGUGGAGUACAUCACCUUGGAAGGUGGGGAGGGAAACCCCUUCACGGAACAGGCCUUGGAGCCUCCCAAGACCCUGGCCGGGGAUGAGUACAUCAGCCUGUUUGCUGAGAUUGCUGCCAAGAUCGGGAACUCAUCAAUAAUAACAGCUGGGACGAGAUCAAACCACUUACCGCUGUUUGUUCGAAUGUCUCCCCUACAGUCAGACUGGAGCUACUCAGGCAUAAAGGGCAUUAUUCCUUCCAUUCUUCACUACAGUCUUCUGGGAUACAAUUUCUUCAUACCUGAUGCAGUAGGAGGUUCCCUGUCAAGUGAAUUUGUAACUGAUGAGGAGCUGUUUAUCCGCUGGCUGCAGAUUGCGACCUUUCUCCCUGUCAUUUCCUUCCGGACGCCACCCUGGGUCUGUGGGGAUCGGGUCCUGAACCUCACAAGAUCGUAUAUACUCAAACACCAGGACUCUGUCGUUCCGCUCAUAAUACAGUAUGCAGAAGAGUGGGUCUCACAAGGCAGGCCUGUCUUUCGACCUGUCUGGUGGAUCAGUCCAGAUGACCCCGUCACCUACACCAUUGAUGACGAGUUUCUUAUUGGAGACGAGGUGCUUGUCGCCCCAGUGACAGAGCGUGGUAAAGUGCAGCGGGAUAUCUACCUGCCAGGCAGUGAAUACCAGUGGAUGGACACAAACAAUGGCAAGGUUUUCGAUGGCGGGACUUUGUUGGAGAAUUACUCGGUCCCCCUUGAAGAAGUGGCUGUUUUCCAGCGAAGGAGUUCAUGAGGCCUGUUAGUUUUCCACACUCGCUUUCUGAGUUGCACUUGCUUCAAAGACCACAGCUGCAGUGCCCCAAGUCAGUACCCUGAGACAUGGUGCAUUUUGUUUCUGCACUUUAUGUGAAAUGAUUUCUAGAUUCAAGAUUUUCUUCUUGCCACAGCAUCAGUUUUGCAUUUACAGUACUGAUUGAACUGUGCGUUUACAUUUAACAGUCUUUAACGUUUACCGAAAUUGGCUUUCCGUUCGACGGAACACCAAAAGGCCAAUAGGAUAAGAAAAUGUGAAGGAUAUUUUCUGUUGUGUAUGAGCCAGGAUAAUGCAUAUUGUAUGAACAAUAAUAUUAGACAAAUCCUUUGAAAGGUGAGCAGAGAGAGCCAGUGAAAAACAGCACUAUCAAAUGAACUGCCCUUAUUUAAAACAGAUUUUGCUUAAAAAAGUAGUAUCUUUUUUUACCUAUUAUUUGCUGUCAACAUUAUUGAUGGUCACCCUAUUGUUAUCUGGUUGAUCUUUUAACUUCAGGAUAUGGCUGUUGGAAAAGGAAAUAUUUGAGCUUCUAACAUUUUUGGAAAACUAUUGAAUCAGCAGCACCAAAUAUAAUAAAAGGCAUUCAACACUAGAUCUCUCAACAUUGGUACAAAACAGCCCUUAACGUUUUGUGAAUAGGGCCCUGAAUUUGAGAAACGUGAUUCCAAAAUAUUAUUGGUUAUUCAGUAAUCAAAAAAAGCUACAAUAAGAAUGACAGUGCAAGUACUGUACUUGAAAACUAAGGACAAUUUCUGGGAUUUCCUUGGUUGUUGCAUGGACUAGAUACUGUACCAUGAAUACUUUUUGAAAAGGGUUUGGUACUGUCUGCUCUUAGCAAUUCUGGCUGAACAUUAUCCAGGGUCUAACUAUCAUUAUGCAAUGGAUUCUACACCUGUAACUACUUGCUACUUAAAACUUUUGUAUCUCCAGAUGCUUGAAUUUCUGGCUUCUUGCAAUUGCUUGAAAUCCAUGUGGUGUUUGCCCUCAAAUUGAAGCUGUAAAAUGUACAACUGCACUGCAGUGACUCGAUCCAUCUGUAUUUCCUCUGGGACCUGGCAUUUGAUUUCUUAUUCUUCUUACACUGUAUUUUCCAAGAAACUCUCAGGUCUGAUAGGUUAACUAUGUCUUAGUGUGGCUUGGUACUUUGUGUUCAUUUUAAUGUCUUAACUUUUUACAGUUUACAUUUUUAUGAAAUUGUUGUCGAUAGGUGUCCUUGUUAUUGAGAGGAAGGUGGCCACAUUUCAAGUUUUUUACUCCCCAAACUGUAAUUAUAUAAAUUUUGCUGGACUAUUAUUGCAAUGGCCUUUACUCAAUUCAGGCGCCCUAAUGUUUAGAUCUGACUCUAAACGUCCCCCUAGUGGGUUAUUGGCCUAACCCAUUUUAAUAAUAUAUUUUGAAUGUAUUGCAACUGUGCUAGCGCUUAUAAGCACCGUUAUGGGAGAGAAGCAGACACAGAAGCUCUUUUAAAGGCUGUUGAAUAAUGCAAGCACUGCCAGCCACGUGUUAAUUUACAUACUAAUUUACAUACUACUUUACAUACUACUUUACAUACCGCUGCCAGUCCUGAGACGACACCUCACACAGCCUCCAGCAGUGUGCAGACAGCCGUGCUUGUUAUAGUAUUUUUAAAACUGAACAGCCUUUUGUUUAAUUAAUGCUAAUGCCAAUAUUCUUAAAAUAAAUAUGACUCCUCCUCAGCACUGACUGAGGCAACCAUAUUACAUCCCUCGUAAAAGCAAAUAGCCCUUCAGAAACGCCAACAGAAAUCACACCCCUUGCUUGUUUAGUUUUUCACUUUAACAUUAUAUACAUUACGUAUUUCUCAAAUAAAACACUUACAGUAAUCACUUGCUGUACUGUGAGUUACAUGGUCUGAAUACAGCUGGGCCAUUGGAGCAAGCAAUCUGAAGCACAGGAAGUGAUUCAGGAACCAGGAUGCAGAAGCACGUUUUAUCCUGUAUGCCUGCAUGUCUUAUAUUAAAGUAACUAAACUUGCAAAUAGCCCAAAUAUCUGCAUUAGAAAAGGGGGUUCAGUUAAAAUGUUGCUGGUGUAAAUGAGUGGUAAGCAAACAGAUGUUUAAAUCGUUGGUUGUCGCUCCUUUAAACUAUGCUUAUUACAUCCUGGAGUAAACUGAGGCCAAGUUCUGGACACAGGGGCAUGUGUUAAAGGCCUUGUGUGUCUGGAGUAGUAUUGUAAUAAAAAUAAGCCAGACACAUUAGACUUUUUGUUUUAAACUGUGAUCCUUUUUGUGCCUUAACUAUUUUAAAAGAUAUUCUCAAAGAAAUCACCAAUGUUUAUGUCUUUUAAAAAAAAAGUCAAUAUUGAUUGUGGUCUAUAUAUUCAUAUAAUACUUUACAACACAUUAAAUCGUUUUUUUAUCAAUAUGUUUCCAAUGUUAUACGUGGCCUAAUCUUGUGCAUGCACUAUAAAUAAUGCUUCGUAAUCAAUGCUUUGUAUAGCUUUCAUUUCCUAGAAUAACUUCCUUAGAAUUGUAGCUAUAUGUAAUGUGUAUAUAACUAACAUUUAUACAUGAAAUCAACUGUAUUUUACAGCAAUCAUUAAAUAUUUUCAUUUUUUGUUGACAGAAUUAUUGUAACUUUUGUUUACAAAACCAAUGUUAAUAAACGUGGUAAAA
Acipenser ruthenus (sterlet) is the source of this 5192-nucleotide messenger RNA. RefSeq names its product SITS-binding protein-like. The record is from RefSeq and is a predicted model, not a curated record. The transcript is spliced from 10 exons. Lineage: Eukaryota; Metazoa; Chordata; Actinopteri; Acipenseriformes; Acipenseridae. The coding region runs from base 466 to 2538 and encodes 690 amino acids.